AUGGCAAAGCUUCAUGGGGGUAACGCGCCGGCUGCGCGACAGACGCGUAGCCGUACGGUCGAAGCGAGUGGCGCGGACGCUGAACCCGCGCGACACACAACGGCAGACGAGGAGAUCCAGCAUUAUCCGCGUCCAGCUUCACGUGGAUCCGCAAUAUCAGGAACAACUACCAAGACCUCAUUCUCCCAAGAAGAAGCCGAGCAACUGGACCAAGAGAUCAUGAUUGAUGUACUUCCUGAUUUGACUGCCGCGUCCGAGAAGUUGGCUCAAUUUCUGGUACCUGCUGGCAUCAACACCAAACCUGAGACAUGGAAGGAAAUCCGAACGCCAGGCUCUCGACACCACAAACAGUACAAGAAUCGCAUUGCCACCAUCAAUACUCACAAGCCCAACUUUGGUAGCCAAGAGUACAUCCAGCCAAGAAUUGUCUUACGAGCCUUGUUGGGCGACGCAUCUGGGAUGGAAACGCCUGCACCAUGGCGUCCCGACAACAUCAUCUUCAAAAUCAACCUGGCGCAGAUGCUGAACAGCUUGUUGAUAGUCUGCGAUCCGAGUGACUGGACCAAGUCGUCAAUGGAUGCUUUGGAAAGACUUGACGUGGCAUUUCCCUCGGCAAUUGCAGGCAGUCAAUUCUCACCCGAGGCCACGGAGCUCUAUUUGCAAUUCUCUGCGCAACUCGCCAUCGCUCGUCUACAAGCCUGCAUUGAGAGUGGAGAUGAGACGUCUCUAGAGUCUGAGAUUGACAGUGUAUUCUAUGACGAGAAUGAAGAGUUUAGGCACGCGGAAGCUCUCGGAUUGGAGGCCAUUGAAGAUGAGCACGAACGUGAACUUGUCUACAGCAUGGUGGAAGACCAGGUGGCCAAGCUGAAAGCACCCUUUUUAACGGAAGACCUCGACGCCACUGCCGCUAAUGGACAAUUGAAGGGUGAAUAUCAAUGGGACAUGCUGAAAGAACAGGCUGUCCGAUACUACGUCUCUCGUUCGGAAUACCUCAACCGCGCCAUUGGCAACGUAGGAGGCGUCUCGCAGAUCUUGAAGAGUCUUACCGCAGAGGCAGCACGCCGAACGAACAGCGAGAUAUACGAGCAAGGAAAGCAACGAUUUACCGAACCGGGCUCCACGCCUCGUAAAAGCCUGGGCGGCGGCAUGUCUUUGCUCAAAAAGCGGCUUUCAAUGGCAUCGCAGCAAGCAGCAGCCCCAGUGGCUCAAAUGGUUGCUUCGUCGACUGGUGACGCCGGCGCCCACGACUUUGCAGAUAAUCAGCACUUCUCUCAGGACGAAAAUGCCGACCUUCCGGGAACACACAACAUGUCCGGCUUCCAAAUUAUGCAACGACAGCAAGCUCAGCAAUUACGACAAAACUCGCAGAGGCAAAAGCCCAGAUGGACUGAUCCACAGCCAGGUGCCGUACGUAUCAGCGCGAUUGAUGAUGAUAGUCAGCCGAGCCAGCAAUCCAUGCGUGGCAAACGUUCCCAUGCAGACAUGGACGAUGGGUUUGAGCCCACGCAAGACGAAGGUUUCCAGACUGAUACACGCGAUAACUCUGGAGCUGAUCAGCGACGCCGGGAAGUUGCAUUCUCCCAACCGAGGAUGGAUCCAACUACCGGUGCUGACAUGCAAGAAGACCGUCCCAUGCCCAGCCCUUCGAAGAGACAGCGACUCAAUCCGGGCUCCUCAAUUCCUCWCACGCAACAGCCACUUGAUGAGGACGAUGAAAAUUUGGAUCCAGACAGCUUAUACAGCCGCGCCAAAAACCAAGCGAAAUGCAAUCGCAUCGCGGCAUCGCAAAACAAACCMAGUAGAGUGCGUCAGCCAUGGACGGAUGCGGAAGAGAACGCUCUGAUUUCGCUUGUCGAACAGCAUGGAUCUGAUGGCGUCUCGUAUGCUGCACUCAAGGUUAUUGACAGAGAGUCUGAGGAUGAGCAGCUCGCUAGGAGGAGUGCAGAGGACAUGAGAUUCAAGGCGAGAAACAUGAAGCUCACGCUGUUGAAGGCGUAUGGUGGGAAAAGCAGGCUCCCCGCGAAUUGGGAGUAUGUGAAAUUAGAUAAGAAGGCCAUGGACCAGCUCGCAUCGUUGGGAGUGCCAUACGAGCAGGAGAGGUCGAGGGGUGUAUGA
Messenger RNA from Ramularia collo-cygni, 2115 nucleotides. RefSeq lists its product as uncharacterized. The transcript has a single exon. The coding region runs from base 1 to 2115 and encodes 704 amino acids. Lineage: Eukaryota; Fungi; Ascomycota; Dothideomycetes; Mycosphaerellales; Mycosphaerellaceae. The record is from RefSeq and is a predicted model, not a curated record.